AUGGAGAAUCUCCAGUCCAAGUUGGACGAAACGGAGGCUAAUUUGGAAGUAUCUAAAAAGUCGACAUCAACUGCUCGUAGCAGUAGAUUGAACGUCAGUGGCAGCAGUAUUAGUUCACAAGCAGGUAGUGAACGUAAAAGGUCGAGCAGUAGGACUUCUAGUGGUAAGAAUGUCAAGAGUUCGAGUGAUAUCACGUCGGCGUCCAAGAUCUUUAGGAAUCUGUUGAUACUAGAAGACGAUUUAAGGCAUCAAGCUCAUAGGCAAAAAAUCCUCAAAUGGGAAUUCACACUUUUCCUAUCUUCAUUGGCAGGGGUUGCUGGAUUUGCAUUUUAUGAGUUGUAUUUCACCCAUGAUGCCAUUACAGGAUUCCAUAGGUUCAUUUUACAGUUUCUGCUGCUGUUCAUAGCCAUUACUGUAGCUUUAUUCCAUCUAGGAGGUGAGUACAAGAGAACUAUUGUCAUUCCUCGAAGGUUCUUUACAUCCACAAACAAGGGCGUUCGACAAUUUAACGUUAAACUGGUUAAAGUUCAUUCUACAUGGAAUGAACAGUUUACAGAUUACGUCAGAUUUGUUAGUCGUAAUGUGGCAUUCAUAAACAUCUACAUGCUGACCAAGACUCUAAGGCUAAGUGAAUCUAACGCCCUAGUGACAUUUUGGAGGUCAGUAACUAUACGAUCACAACCUCGAAUAGGUGCUGUCGACGUCAAACUGGUCCUCAAUCCAAGGGCAUUCAGUGCGGAGGUCAGAGAAGGUUGGGAAAUCUACAGAGAUGAAUUCUGGGCUCGUGAAGGUGCAAGAAGACGUAAGACAAGACUGUAG
Molecule: messenger RNA, 819 nt
Organism: Zygosaccharomyces rouxii
Lineage: Eukaryota; Fungi; Ascomycota; Saccharomycetes; Saccharomycetales; Saccharomycetaceae
Gene: SPO7
Product: Nem1-Spo7 phosphatase regulatory subunit SPO7
Exons: 1
Coding region: 1-819 (272 amino acids)
Biological process (GO): nuclear envelope organization
Cellular component (GO): Nem1-Spo7 phosphatase complex
Molecular function (GO): protein phosphatase regulator activity; phosphoprotein phosphatase activity
Source: RefSeq, a predicted model, not a curated record